AUGGAUUACUCAAAGACAAGCAUUGGAGUCGCUAUUCGAAUCCGACCUUUGCUGCCAGAUGAAGCACUAAAAGGCCAUACAAAUUCAUAUAUAGAAGCAGACUCAUCUUCUCAAUCAAUUAUGUAAAUUCUACAUAGUGUUUCAAAUAUCCAGCAAAAUAUUACCUCAUCGUUAAAAUUUUUUUUUUAGUAUAUAUCAAUUUUUUUAUAGAAAAUCAUUAUUUUCUUAUAGGAGAUUUAAUAAAAGAUAUAAAUUUGAUACAACCCUAGAAGAAACUGCAAGCCAAGAAGAAGUCUUUAAUGAGCUAAAAAUUGAAACUUUAGUCAAAAAAGUCGUCGAAGGCUUCAACGCAACAAUUUUUGCAUAUGGGCAAACAGGGUCAGGCAAAACGUUCACAAUGGAAGGAUACGAAUACGACAGCCGCCUUCGGCCAAUCAUAAAAGACAACGAAAAUAUUGGACUUGCCCCAAGAUCUAUAAAAGCCCUUUUCAACGAGCUCCAAAAUAAAAAAUCCACAGAUUUUACUGUGUACUGUACAUAUAUUCAGCUCUACAAAGAAAAUAUUUAUGAUUUAUUAAACCCAGCCCACACCAAAGCAGGGCUUAAGCUGAGGUGAAACAAGCAUGAAGAAUUUUACGUGGAAAACGUUUUUAUGCACCCUUGUCACACUGCGCAAGAAGUCUUAACUUAUUAUCACCAAGGCUUAAAAAACAAAAUCAUGGCUUCCCACAACGUAAAUGCAGCGUCCUCCAGGUCUCAUUCCAUUUUAAGCUUAAUAGUAGAAGCCGUUAAUAAUAAGGUGGGGAAAAUCACCACAAGCAGAAUGCAGCUUGUUGACCUUGCAGGAAGCGAAAAAACUUCAUUGACUGGUAAUGAAGGGAUGGCGCUAAAAGAAAGUAUAGAAAUAAAUAAAGCGCUUUUUACGCUGAGGCAGGUUAUAAGUGCUUUGUCGACUGCGAGAAUAGGUGAGCCAAGCUUCGUGCCUUAUAGAGAUUCAAAGCUUACGAGCUUGUUAAAGCAAAGCAUUGGAGGAAAUAGCUAUUGUGUGAUGAUUGCAUGCAUUGCACCAAUUGAUGAUUAUUUUGAUGAAAAUGUCAGCACUUUAUUGUAUGCGACAAAGGCUGGAAAUAUUGCAAAUGAGCCGAUUAAAAAUUUGGACCCAAAAACCAAGGUUAUUAAAGAACUGAAAAAAGAGCUGAAGAAAGCUAAAGAAGAGUUGUCACAAGCUAAUAAACAUAUAGUUAUUUUGACAGAGCUGAUAACGCUUGAUAAAGCGCAGCAGAUUUCGAAGCUGAAAGAAUAUGAAAAGCAGCCGUUACGAAAGUCGCAGAUUAAAAAAAUCCAAGAUUUGAGGUCUACGUUAGAAAACUUUGGACCAGAUAUACCAGUUAGAAUAAUUUUAGGAAACAAAAAUUUUUAUUCUGUUUUUUAUUAAAUUAUCUGGAUUAUAUCUAAUAAAAAUAAAAUUUACAGUGUAAAGAUGAUGGUGUUAUAGCUCAAUCCAGCACAGAAUAUUUCAUAAAAUGCUUAUUUAAUAGACAAUAUAUAAGAGAUCGACUUCUCCUGAAAAAUUUCCAAAAGUUGCAUUUAAUGAAAACUCAGCACAGAAUACUGAAGAAAUUGGAGAAAAACUUUAUGAUAGUGUAAAAAUGAUACGUGACCUAAUGGAACAUAAUAAAAAGCUCAAAGCAGCUUUAAGGGAUCAGACUUCCGCUAGGAAAAACAAAGAAGCUGAAGUAUUGCAAUUGCAAUACGAAAAUAGAGAACUUAUUAUGAAAAUUGAAAAUCUAGAAAAUUUAUAUAGCCUAUCACUGGUUUGGACCGGGCUUGAUUGGCGUCAGGAGGUGCCACAUAGGGAGUUGGCAAGUCCUCUUGUUAUUGGAGAUUCCUCAUCUGGGAAUUUGGCUGUGCUAGCAAAUGUUGGUUUGUCGAAUCCCCAUCUGACUCCUCCCGAAGUCAGUCAAGCCCGAUCUAAAGCAGGGACUGGACUAUACUAUAAAAACGAAAUAUAAAUCAUAUAUAUUUAUUAAUAUUACCUAAAAAUCUAAUAUAAAGGCUCAGCAGAAAUAAUUAUAAAUGAAUUAUGGCAAGCAUAUUAAAAGAAGGCGGAAGAACCAAUAGAAAUCUUAUCGAAAUGCAGCACGCCAAAGAAGACUUAGAAAAAAGAGUAAUUCAGAUGGAAAUUGAAAGAGAAGAAGAAAAACCUAAAAGAAAAUGGGCUUCCAAGCGGGUUAUAAGGGACGAAAACUAUGUAAAAACAGUUAAUUUUGAAAAGCCAGCCUCUACCAGCCCAUCAAGAAACAGAGAAACCAAAUCUCAAAUGAGAGAAAGUGAAUACAAAAUGCCCGCAAUUCAAAACAAAACCCUACAGAAUUUCGAUUUACGGCCGAUUUCUCAAGAUAGACCUAUUGAAAAUAUGUCAAAAUUGGAUGCUAUAAAAGCCUUAUCAAUGAUGCUUAGAGGCCGAGCUGAAGCAGCUAAGAAAUUUGGGUAA
Molecule: messenger RNA, 2494 nt
Organism: Blepharisma stoltei
Lineage: Eukaryota; Ciliophora; Heterotrichea; Heterotrichida; Blepharismidae
Source: the annotation of a GenBank genome assembly